UGCAAUGCAGAUGCAGCCAUCAUCAGCCUCGACAAAACACUAUUGCGUUGCAUCCACAUCAUCAUACACAUACUUAUCUUUUUUCCUGUGGAAUACCUUCACAUUUAUUAUAUAUUUAAGGUCCCCAAACUUGUUUAGCUAGAAAAUCUGUGCGCGAGUAUGACAGCCUCAAACGCAUCAUCGCGCAUGCUGGAGCUGAUCCGCCAGCACCUCCUUGAAGACGCGGACUCGUUCUUCGACAACGUGACUACACUCUGUUUCUCAGAAAUCGAGUCUCCUUCAUCCGGGUCGGACCUCAAAUCUCCGGUUGCCCGGUACUUCAGCGCCGGCCCGGAUGAUGAAACGAAGCCGCAGAUAAUUAAAGAGGAGGAGGAGGAGGAGGUGAAACCGGAAGUGGAAUACAGUGCGAGGAGGCGGUACAGGGGAGUAAGGAGGAGGCCGUGGGGGAAGUAUGCGGCGGAGAUAAGGGAUCCGGCGAGGAAAGGGAGCCGGGUUUGGCUGGGGACUUAUGACACCGAUGUGGAUGCCGCAAGGGCUUAUGACUCUGCUGCUUUCAAAAUGAGGGGCAGAAAGGCUAUUUUGAAUUUUCCGUUUGAAGCUGGGAAAACGUCGCCGCCGUCCAGCGCCGGCAGGAAAAGGAGACGACAGAGGAUACCGGCUGAUUCUCUCUGCACAACAACACAUAAUUAACUGCUACUUCACCUAGUAGUAUUUGGAAAAUUAUGUACUACUACUCCUCCUACUACUAUUAAGACAAUAGUACUACAAUACUUGUGUGUGAGAAUUGAGAUGCUACUACCUACUAUUUUGUAUAGUGAAAGUUAUACAGUUUUGAAUAGUGGAGUAGUUCAAUGUUAAUUUAA
Molecule: messenger RNA, 863 nt
Organism: Salvia splendens (bonfire salvia)
Lineage: Eukaryota; Viridiplantae; Streptophyta; Magnoliopsida; Lamiales; Lamiaceae
Product: ethylene-responsive transcription factor ERF106
Exons: 1
Coding region: 160-690 (176 amino acids)
Biological process (GO): ethylene-activated signaling pathway; regulation of DNA-templated transcription
Molecular function (GO): DNA binding; DNA-binding transcription factor activity
Source: RefSeq, a predicted model, not a curated record